AUGGGUCAAGACGAAAAGAAUGAGGUCGUCAUGCUCGAGCAGCAAGAGACCAGGGAUGAGGGCAUCCUGAAGCCCGUACCCAUCAUUCAGAAGACAGAUUACUCUGGUGCCUACGAAAAGACCGACCCCAGGGAAAUCGCCCUUGUCAAGAAGCUGGACCGAUGGAUCAUGCCUAUGUUGUGGUCGAUGUACUGGCUCAAUUACCUUGACCGUAAUGCAAUUGCUCUCGCGCGUCUUGACGACCUCGAGAAGGACCUCAACCUUUCCAGCACACAAUACCAAACUUGUGUCUCCAUCCUCUUCGUGGGAUACCUCCUCGGCCAGAUUCCCUCCAACAUGUUCUUGAACCGAACUCGUCCUUCGCGCUACAUGGGCACCUGCAUGAUGCUGUGGGCUGUUGUCAGUGCCCUGACUGCACUUUCCAAAGAUUUCAAGGGUCUUUUGCUGACUCGAUUCUUCUUGGGAGUGACUGAAGCGCCUUACUACCCUGGUGCCGUUUACCUGCUUUCCAUGUUCUACACUCGCAAGGAGGUCGCUACGCGCAUUGCGAUUCUCUACACCGGAAACAUUCUCGCAACCGCCUUCGCUGGUCUCAUUGCUGCUGGUAUCUUCCAUGGCCUUGGAGACGUUGCUGGAAUCAGUGGAUGGAGAUGGCUCUUUAUCCUCCAGGGCAUUGUGACUUUCCUCAUCGCUGUUGUCGGCUUCUUCUUGCUUCCAGACUUCCCACACAACACUUGGUGGUUAACGCAGGAAGAGCGCGAUCUUGCAACCAACCGGAUGGCUCUUGACACUGUUGGCAACAAGGGCGAGACUUCAGUAUGGGCAGGUUUCCGCCAAGCUGCAAAAGAUCCUAUGGUCUGGGUAACGAACGGAUUCAAGAACUUCUUCCCUACUGUCGUCGAAACUCUUGGAUUUGAGGAGCUGAUCACGCUUGUACUCACAUGCCCGCCGUACCUCAUCGCCGGUGCUGUCACUAUUGCAGUAUCCUGGUCUUCUGGUAAAUUCAACGAACGUACGUGGCACAUCACCAUCUCCAAGUGCGUCGCCACCGUCGGUUUCCUUGUUGCCUGCGCGCCCAUCAGCGUCGCAGGUCGCUACACAGCCAUGGUAAUCUUCACCAUCGGUACCUAUGGCGUUAACUCCCUGAUUCUCGGCUGGUGCGGAUCGACAUGUGGACAAACCCCUGAGAAGAAGGCUGUCGCCAUUGGUAUCGUAACGACUAUCAUGAACGCCUCCUUCAUCUGGACUCCUUACUUGUGGCCCAAGUCCGAUGGGCCUCGCUACGUCAUUGCGCUCAGCUCCUCUGCGGCGUUCUCGAUUGCCACGUUUGCGCUGGCGUGGGUGGCAAAGAUUGUCUUUAUGCGCAGGAACAAGAAGCUCCGCGAGUCGGACGACGAGGUGCAAACUUUCUUCGUCUACUAG
Parastagonospora nodorum SN15 is the source of this 1422-nucleotide messenger RNA. RefSeq lists its product as hypothetical. Gene Ontology annotation, biological process: transmembrane transport. The coding region runs from base 1 to 1422 and encodes 473 amino acids. Gene Ontology annotation, cellular component: membrane. The transcript is spliced from 3 exons. The record is from RefSeq and is a predicted model, not a curated record. Gene Ontology annotation, molecular function: transmembrane transporter activity. Lineage: Eukaryota; Fungi; Ascomycota; Dothideomycetes; Pleosporales; Phaeosphaeriaceae.